Epinephelus lanceolatus (giant grouper) is the source of this 6589-nucleotide messenger RNA. Its product is annotated as myocardin-related transcription factor A-like. Gene Ontology annotation, biological process: positive regulation of transcription by RNA polymerase II; smooth muscle cell differentiation. The record is from RefSeq and is a predicted model, not a curated record. NCBI's taxonomy places the organism in Eukaryota, Metazoa, Chordata, Actinopteri, Perciformes, Serranidae. Gene Ontology annotation, cellular component: nucleus. Gene Ontology annotation, molecular function: transcription coactivator activity.
AGCCGAGCAGCGCGCGGCAGCAGAGAGGUGCCACUCCCACUGGAAUAAAACACACAAACACUUCAUAUCGUGUGUCCACGGCUCUGUCAUCAUGGCAGCGUUCAGAGGACAAACAGCUGGCAGAUGAGACUGGCUGUGUGGUGGGUCGGUUCCGCGUUAACGGGACUUCGGGACAGUCUGUGAAGAUGCUGACGUCGUUUCGUAAGCAUUAUUCUAAAACCUUUUCUCCUGGUGUGGUCAACAAUAAGAGCUGUAUGUUGAAAUUAUAAUUUCUCCCCCUGGCUGACUUCACAAUGUUUGUAUCGCACAAACUUGUCAGCUUCUCCAAAAACUCUGCUCGUCUCCUGGUUGGACCCGACAGUAACAUGGACACCUGACAGGACCACACAGAAAACCAAGUGUAAGUGGAUCCAGUGAGAUGGAAACACCCGGGUGCUGGUUUAACAGGAAAUAAAGAGCAGGCCUGCCUGCGAGCCCCACUCUGAAUCCCUGGUAACCAUGGAGACCAAGUUUGGAGAAAGACCAAAUGCAGGUGCCUUCAUCCUCAGCCCUCAGAGUGAAUCUGCAGCCAAUGAGCUUCAAGAGCUCUCCCUGCAGCCUGCCCCCAACCUGCUGCCAGUCAGAGACAGGAACGGUGUUCUCCAGCUGAAGCUACAACAGAGAAGGUCCAGAGAGGAGUUGGUUAACCAGGGGAUCAUGCCGCCUCUGAAAAGUUCAGCUUCCUUCCACGAACAGAGACGGAGCUUGGAACGAGCCCGGACCGAGGACUAUCUCAAGAGGAAGAUCAGAAGUCGACCGCAGCGCUCUGAACUAAUCAGGAUGCACAUCCUGGAGGAGACAUCAGCAGAGCCGUCACUUCAGGCCAAGCAGCUGCAACUAAAGAGAGCUCGCCUUGCCGACGAUUUGAACGAUAAGAUCUCCCACCGGCCGGGGCCCAUGGAGCUGAUCCACAAAAACAUCCUGCCUGUUCACUCCAGCAUUAAACAGGCCAUCAUAGAGUUUCCGAAGGCUCCAUGUGAUAACUCGUCAUGUGAUGAGGACAGCAAUUACAGUCUGUCUCCAGAGCAGCCGGUGAGCCAGGAGUCUCCUCUGGGCCUGUUACCUCCGCCUUCUCCUCCAGAGACGCUGGCUGGGAGCAGCAUCCCAUCUCCAACACAGGUGUCUCCACCUACUCCUUCUUUCACACCAAUCCCUGGAUCCUCCCCCUUAUUUAAGCUGACCAAUGGGACGGGAGUAUCAUCUGCCCAGAGGACACUGAUAAAGUCCCAGCCCAAACCAAGCUCCGACCGCUCCGCACAGAGACACAAAAAAACAAAGGACAUCAAGCCAAAGAUUAAAAAGUUAAAGUACCAUCAGUACAUCCCACCCGACCAGAAGGGAGAUAAAGAGCCUCCUCCCCAUCUGGACUCAUCGUAUGCCAAAAUCCUCCAGCAGCAGCAGCUCUUCUUGCAGCUCCAGAUCCUCAAUCAGCAGCAGCAGCACUAUAACUACCAUGCCAUCCUUCCGGCACCACCCAACUUUCUCUCCAACAGAGCUCAGACAGAUCAGCAGCCACCUCCCUCUUCCUCCUCCAAUUCCACAACCACCUCCUCCCCACCUCAACCUGUCGCUGCCCCCUCAACAGCCCCCUCUAACCCAGGCAGUCACAGCCGUCACACAUCUGCAAAACCAGUGUGUCUGCCUCCAAACCUGGAUGAAAUGAAGGUCGCGGAACUGAAGUCCGAGUUGAAGCUGCGCAGCUUGCCAGUCUCCGGCACCAAAAACGACCUCAUUGAGAGGCUGAGGACCUACCAGGAGCUGAAUGGAGGCAGCGACACUUCCUCCUCUUCGACAGCAGGGGGUACCACAGGGCCGGGGGCAGGAAAAUCCUCCAAAUGUGCUGCAACCUCCAACAGCAUCACAUCACAAGAACAGCAACAGUUUCAGUAUCAGUGCCAUCAAACGUCUUCUGUGACCGCUGAUGCAGGUAGCAGUGAGACCACUCCUCAGCAGCAGCUCCUGACCUGUAGCGGCAACAUCUCCCCCCCAGUCGUCUCACUCGCCCCCUCUGACCGCUCACCAGGCGCCAUGAGCCCAGAGGAUACCAGCUUUAGGAGCGACCCCAUGGGGGAAAUGAUGAAUUCACCUCUCAGCCAGGUGAACCUUCAGCCAUGUUCAGCUGCUCAGCUUCCAGCCAACAUUAAAGAGGAGCCAAAGUGUUCCACCCCAGCACCCUGCCAGUUCUCUGUAAAGCCCGCCUCUCUGCAGAACCAUCCCCUGGUCUCAUCAGGUGCCCUCACCGCUACAGCCACAGCUCCAGCUCCAGCAGUGACCGUGGACAAAGACAGGAUGCUGCAGCAGAAAGACGAGCAGAUAGAGAAGCUGACCAGGAUGCUGAUGCAGAAACAGAGGCUGGUGGAGGUGCUGAGGUGGCAGCUGGAGCAAGGGAACAGAGGAGGAGCAGAGCCGCUAGUUCUUGUAAGAGUUAAACAAGAGCCUCCCGAUAAGCCCGGUGUCCCUCUCUCAGCCCCCCCUCCUCCACAGUCAUCUGUUUCAUGUGAGAUGGAUGUUAUCAAGGUAACUGUCAAACAGGAAGCCAUGGAGGCAGAGGAAGGUGCAUGUGAGUCAGCUAUCCAAUUACCAAACACUUGUGGAUUACAGCAGUCCUCAACCCAAACGCAGAAGGCGCAGGAGCAGAUUCGGCUCCAUGUCAAGCCGCAGCAGACGAGCUCACAGACAAAACAACAGCAUGUACGUCUGCAGCAAACCACUCUGCAACUGGCCCAGCAACAGGCCAUACAGAAACUUUUGCUCCAGCAGCAGCAGCAGCAGCAGCAGCAGACAAUUCAGAACCAGAAGCAGACAAUUCAGAACCGCGGUCAGACAGUGGAGAACCUGCAGAAACUUUCCCAGCAGAGGAAGAAGAAAUCUCACAAACAGCAGCUCAAACAGCUCCAGCAACAACAGCAGCAACUGUUGCCAUCACAGCAACAGCACCAACAGUCAAAACAACAUCACCAGCAGAUGCAGCUUAAGCAACAGAUUCUACUGAAGCAACAGAAGUCAUUUUUACAGCAGCAGCAGCAGACUAAACAACUGCAACAAAUCCAGAUACAGACCAAGAUACAUCUGAAGCAACAGCAGGUGCUGAUACAGCAGAAACAGCAGGCGCAGCAGCAGCAGUCACCACAGGUGUCUCAAGCGUACCUCAACCAGCAGUCAGGCUCAGCUCCCUCUUUCCUUCUGGAUCACCUCAAGAGCGACUCCACCCCGACUCUGGUCUCCGAUAGCAACGGCAACCACUUCCUGAUUGCACUGACCAGUCACAUCACUGAGAACCAAAGAACUGAUGCACAGGGGAGCAAAGCAACCAAUCAAAUCACACUGCAGCGACUACAGUCGACACCCGCCAAGCUCCCCAGCCACAGCCCUGUUCAGCUGCCUAAAGCUGAUAACCAAACCAAACAGAGCAUGCAUGUGGGAUUUUUGAAACAACAAGAGACAAAGCCACAGAGCGGGGGCCUUCAUGUGUCUGUAGAGCCGCCUCAGCAGGAAGUUGCUCAGUGUUUGUCAGCACCUCCCAGUCUGCAGCCUUUCUUCAGGGACCAGGAGACUGCUCCCUCACCUUCCUCUCAAACUGAGUUUUGCCCUGGUCUGGAUGUCUUGUUCAGUCCUCUGACUCCAGCUUCCAUUAAGACCGCUGCCUCAUCGCCUGAUAACAAAGAUGCAGAGCAUGAAGAUGAUUUUAUUGACAUCAUCUUACAGACAGGAGAAAUGUCGACCACCUUCAAACCAGCCCCUGAUCCUUCUCUGGACCAUCUACAUCCACACUCCUCUCCUCCCUCCCCACUCCAGCUGUUGCUAUCACCCGCUGCCCCACCCAGCUAUGACACCCCACAGUCGACCCCCUCGGUUCAGUCUGAGCUUCAGACCCAGCUCGACGUCACAGAGGAGAAACAACGCCUCAGCAGCGCUGGGAGCGGACGCCUGGAGGACUUUCUUGAAAGCACCACCGGUAAGCCUCUCCUGGGGGUGGAGCCUGGAGGCCUGUUGACUUUGAUUGAUGACCUCCACAGUCAAAUGCUGUGCACCCCCAGCAUCCUGGACCAUCCCUUGUCUCCAGUGGAUACCUUCGACAUGGCAGCGGAGGGGGAGCAAGGGCUGGACGGUAUGGAUUGGUUGGACGGUAUUGGACUGGUUGGAGAGAAGAGAGAAGAGGCUCCUAUGCUGGGCCCACUCUGCCCCCAGACACCUUCUAGUGUCUUUUCCGCUGAUUUCCUGGACAGCUCUGACCUGCACAUACACUGGGACUCCUGCCUUUAGCCUACAGACUAAUAAGGGGCUCUGCUGCACUCACUCACACAUUGACUGCUGGGGGUUCAGUAUCUGAUUAGAGCACUCUUUCUGUAUCUUCUCACACGCUGGUGUAUUGAAUCUUCGAGCACUUUGACCUUUAUUUAUUUAAUUUACACUCUGGUGUAUUGAUUCUUUUGUGCAGACACUUAUUAGGCCGGUCCUAAAUCUGUUGUUGCUUCUUUAGCAACACUUCUGUCAACACAUUAGAGGGACUGCUGUGGAUGAGGACCCGAUAGUUGACAAGACACUUGUAACCGAGCCAUGGACCCGUCACUUACAUACACAUUAGUCUUGUUUCAAUGAAGGAGUAUAUCGGUUUAUAUGACCUUUGUCUAAUUAGGAGUGCAAAUCCUUUGUUACUUUUUGUUGUAAAGAUAAUCAAUUGUUUACGGCUACAGCUAAUCAAUAACCAAAGUUCAGGUGAAAGACUGAUUUUCUCGCAGCAUAGUUUAUAGGAUGGAGCAAAGAGGUUUGCAGACAGGCUGCCCUCUGAUGCAUGGCCAUAAUUCUGCAUUAAUGUCAUUCAAGGUGAUACUUUUAUGUUGUGAGACGGGGAUUCUCAUGGAUAAUGAGAGGGAUGUCCCGAUACAUCUGUAUCGGAGCUGAUCAAAGCAUUUAUUAACUGAUCAGGACAGGCUAUAUGAGCUACAUAGAGCCCAAUCUCAUCCUUUGUUUUUCGUCAGCUGUCACAUAGGUGUUUUUACUCACUGAGUUUUAAUGCAGAGCAACACAAGAGCCGUUGUCAACUCUCAAACUCUCUGCUGUCUUUUCCCGUCCACUCCGCUGAGCUCCCCAUGUGUAGGAGCAGGGACUGAUCCCCGCCUGCUGCGAAACAUCACACACCACACACGAAAACAUAGUAUGAGACUGUUUUUUUUGUACGCUACUUAUCGAAGUUCUGUGCAGUCUUGUGCAUUUUGCUCUCAUCCAUGGCGCAUGGUGUGUCACUGCCUUGCUGGGAGGACAGACAGACAGCAGUGCAGAGCUUGCAACAAUCACACUCAACAUGCCACUGCGAUUAUAUAUCAUAUAUAUAUAUCUUAUAUCAGUUGAAACAGAAUCAGCUGUUGAACACAAAUAUUCAACUUUUUUUCCUUCCUUAUAAAGUUUUAAAGUUUAAACAGGGCUCAGCGUGAUGUUCAGUGUGCAGCAACAUUUAUUGCCGACACUAGAUAUCGGGCAAAAGCCAGAGACUGUGUCGUAUUAAGUAUCUGUGAACUGUGAAUUCACCACGUCCAUGCAGAAGAGAGAAGAGACUUGGAGUGAAAAGUUCCUCCUCUUCUGUGCUGCUUCAUCUUGUCCAGAGCUGUCUGUACCAAAGAGUAGCGUGAAAGUCAAGACCGCUCAGUCCGCGGCAAAAUGUGGGGACGUCCCUAGAGGUACACUGCACAGCACAGUGACUAGCAAGAAAAAAAUAAAUACAGCCUGACUAGAAGCCAUCUCAGUUGGCUGAAUGGUUUCUGACUUGACGAUUCGAAUCUCUCGAGUUUCAAGGGGCAGUCCUGACAAAAGCUAAUAGGCAAAAAGACCAAUAACUAAGUGAUUAAUGGAACUUAAUCCACACACAAGAGGUACAAACGACAGAAAGAAACACUCAGUGGAAUACAGUUCAUUCAGGUAGGCUAACUCAGGUAAGGCUCUCUUAAAAGGACAGAGAAAUUCCCUCGAGACAGCGACAAGGCCGAAAAGAUUAAAGAGAGUGUUUGUGCUUUUAUACUUCAUUUUAACGUUGCAAGAAACUUUGACCGUGUGCCUGUGACCUCCUAUUACUGAGUAUUAAUGGCAGUGUAGCUGCAUUACUGAGGUACGUAGGCCACACACUGUCUGUGUCUACCACAUGUACUACUGUACAUAUAACAGAUGAAUAAUAGGCUAAUAAAUUAACAAUUAAGGAACCUGUUGGAUGCAGGGAAUUUUUUUCUUAUUGCAUUGCAGAGCUCUUGCAUAGACUGUACAUUGGAUUGAUUUAAACACCUUAAAGCAGUGGUUCCCACCUGGCCACAGGGUCCAGAUUUCUCCUUAAGCCUAGUUCACAUUACACGAUUUUCACCCUGACGUAAUCUUUUGAGUGUUCAUACCUGGCGACGUGUGUUUCUGUCAGCGGCAGUCUCGCCAACUGCAUUACGACCUGUGUACACACCACAAGAUUUCUCCACCGAGCCCUCGCCGACAGAGCCCCAGAUAACGCGGUGACGUCACCAAACUUGGAGACGACACAUCGUGAAGUCAUGGAUAUUCUUCCCAGUGUUGAAUC